Messenger RNA from Scaptodrosophila lebanonensis, 1434 nucleotides. RefSeq names its product E3 ubiquitin-protein ligase NRDP1 (gene elgi). The coding region runs from base 139 to 1086 and encodes 315 amino acids. The record is from RefSeq and is a predicted model, not a curated record. Lineage: Eukaryota; Metazoa; Arthropoda; Insecta; Diptera; Drosophilidae. Gene Ontology annotation, cellular component: plasma membrane signaling receptor complex. The transcript is spliced from 3 exons. Gene Ontology annotation, biological process: positive regulation of JNK cascade; tumor necrosis factor-mediated signaling pathway; regulation of canonical NF-kappaB signal transduction. Gene Ontology annotation, molecular function: ubiquitin protein ligase activity.
AUUUCGCAAGCUGCAAAAUAGCUCAAUAAACCUUAAUCGAAUUGCAUGUAGCUGACAAAUGAAUAGAUAUAAAUCAUUUUAAGGGAUACAAGCGCGAGCUGCGUGCGAAGCCAACGGUUCACACAACACUAUUCAAGAAUGGGCUACGAUGUAAACCGCUUUCAAGGCGAAGUGGACGAGGAGUUGACAUGUCCGAUAUGCUCCGGCGUGUUGGAGGACCCACUGCAGGCGGUGAUGUGCGAACAUGCCUUUUGUAGAGGCUGCAUCAAUGAGUGGCUGACACGCCAGCCCACUUGUCCUGUGGAUCGUAACGCCCUGACAACGGCGAAUCUCCGCGCUGUACCGCGCAUCCUACGCAACCUGUUGUCUAGACUCUCUAUUACCUGUGACAAUGCUCCCCACGGCUGCACGGCAGUGCUAAAGCUGGACGCCUAUAAUGGACACCUUGAGGAGUGUCUGCAUAAUCCAAAACGGCCUUUCCCCUGCGAGAAAGGCUGUGGCUUUGACAUACCCAAGGACGAACUAAAGGAUCACAACUGCGUGCGUGAGCUGCGCACCUUGAUUGUAAAGCAGACGGAGAAAAUGGGCCAGUUGAAAACGGAGCUGACCGACCAGCAGAUUACAAUAAAUGAGUUGAAACGGGAGCUGCAACUGUUCAAGGAUUUUAUGCGCGCUAUGCGAGUUUCGAAUCCAGCUAUGCGCGCCAUAGCCGAUCAAAUGGAACGCGAUGAGGUGAUCCGUUGGAGCAGCGGCCUGGCCCGAGCGAGGGUCACGCGAUGGGGUGGCAUGAUCUCUACGCCCGACGAUGCCCUGCAGUUGAUGAUUAAACGAGCCCUUUCGGAAUCUGGCUGCCCCCCACACAUACUGGACAGUCUAAUGGAAAAUUGCCACGAGCGACGCUGGCCGCGUGGGCUCAGCUCGCUUGAGACGCGACAGAAUAAUCGCAGAAUCUACGACAGUUACGUAUGUCGACGUAUACCAGGCAAACAGGCUGUUCUCGUGCUUAGCUGUGACAACGUGCACAUGACGGAAGAUGUUAUGGUCGAACCUGGUUUGGUUAUGAUAUUUGCGCAUGGUAUCGAGUAGAGCGAGCUCUGCACCUUUAACUAUUACCACGUAAUUUACAUGUACGUAUCUUUAUUGUAUAUCAGACAGUGCUCAGUUUUGUUGUUUCCUUAACUUAAUGCAUAAGCUGCGAAUUUAAUACAAGCUUAUCAGUUAUAAAUGUAGCAUUAGUUUAAGAAAUUAACUCGCAACACUCAAAACACAUUCAAGCGCCUCAUGACGACUUUCAAGUUGUAAAAAACAAAAACAAAAAUUGUUUCAAAUUUGUUUUCUAUGAUGUAUACAUAUUGUAGGUACUUAUUCCAUAAAUACGCAUUAUGAUUACACAUUUAUACGUUUAGUUUAGCGAUCUCAAAUAAUAAUUUUUUG